Molecule: messenger RNA, 1293 nt
Organism: Microplitis mediator
Lineage: Eukaryota; Metazoa; Arthropoda; Insecta; Hymenoptera; Braconidae
Gene: Rab18
Product: ras-related protein Rab-18
Exons: 7
Coding region: 526-1188 (220 amino acids)
Molecular function (GO): GTPase activity; GTP binding
Source: RefSeq, a predicted model, not a curated record
CAGCUUAUGAUUCUGAUGAAUGAUAAACGUAAACGCGAGGAGAGACAACAUCGGACGGCGGCGCAACUCAUGGAGAUACUGGAGAUGCAGAACCAGAGACCAGAGACCAGAGCAGUCACCAGCUAACUGCAAGCUUACUGAUUAUAGGUACACUACUCGAAUAGAUUUUUGCUGACUAUUACAAUCGACGGCUGUGUACUGGGUACUUGCUACUUGCGUUAACUAUUUCAAGCUACAGUUAAAUCUAUUCAUUAUUCUAGUAAGGUUAUAGUGAAGAUUUACGUCUUGGACAUUGACAUCUAGCGGGUGACAAUUAUAAAUGUAUGGAAUUUUUUUGAUUGACAAAGAGGGCUUAUAUAUUUUGAAAUUACAAUUGUAAGUAAUUAAUAUAAACGAGGGGACUCCAAAAUAUGAUAACGGGCCAUUUUAUUUUGUGACGUUAUUCGCGAGGAUUUUACGUCAUUUUGGAGCUGGUAUAUGCGGUCUGAGGUCUAAGUUAAUGAGAUUUAUUUAUUAUCGUUAUCAAUGACAAUGGAUCAAGAAGUUUUAACGACUCUCAAAUUACUUAUGAUAGGAGAAUCGAACGUCGGAAAGUCAAGUAUUCUAUUGAGGUUUACUGAAGAUGAGUUCAAUGAAAAUAUGCAGAAUACCGUGGGCAUGGAUUAUAAAACAAAGCAAAUGUCUAUUGAUGGCAAUGUUGUGAAGCUUGCAAUCUGGGAUACUGCCGGACAAGAAAGAUUUCGUACACUGACACCGAGUUAUUAUCGUGAUGGUCAAGGUGCUAUACUGAUGUAUGACGUUACCGAUCGUAAUACAUUUAUUAAAUUGGAAACUUGGUUAGAUGAAUUAAAUACUUACUGUAAUAAACUUGAUAUUGUUAAAAUGGUUGUUGGUAAUAAGAUAGAUUUGCCAGACAGGCAAGUUACAACGGAGGACGGUCUAAAAUUUGCUCGGAGACAUCAGACACUUUAUAUUGAAAGCAGUGCUAAAACUGCUGACGGUGUGAAAUGUUGUUUUGAGGAAUUAGUUCAAAAGAUAUUACAGACUCCUGGUCUAUGGGAGCACAAUAAUUCAUCACGAAUUCAAAAUAUUCCUGGUGGUGGACCUCGUCAGCGGCUGGGAAAACGUGGAAUGCUAUUGACUGAUGAUCCACAGACACAAGAUCCCUAUUCUAAUUGUUAUUGUUAAUCGUGCACAUUUAUACACAACUUGAUUGAAUAUUUUAAUAUUUAUUAUUAUUUGUAAAUAAAUAAAAAAAUAAAAAUUUUAACACUUUUGCAUUCUCAUCCAGUA